Messenger RNA from Vitis vinifera (wine grape), 1089 nucleotides. RefSeq names its product probable glutathione S-transferase. Bases 237 to 947 code for a protein of 236 amino acids. The record is from RefSeq and is a predicted model, not a curated record. Gene Ontology annotation, cellular component: cytoplasm. Gene Ontology annotation, molecular function: glutathione transferase activity. Gene Ontology annotation, biological process: glutathione metabolic process. The transcript is spliced from 2 exons. Lineage: Eukaryota; Viridiplantae; Streptophyta; Magnoliopsida; Vitales; Vitaceae.
AUGUUCAAAGAAACGAGGCUUGACAAGUUGUUGAUGUAAAACACAACUUGACUUUGAAUGUUCAAAGAAACGAGGCUUGACAAGUUGUAGAAGUAAAACACAACUUGACUUUGAGUUUCUUCUGUGUUUUUCCAAGUUGUGUUUUACAUCCUAUCAUCCCUUUUCCCCUUCUAUAUUUAUAUCCUAUCAUCUCUCUUCCCCUUUAUACCCACCAAGCUCUGAUCAAAGGCAUCAACAUGACCAGUGGUGCAGUACUGCAGGAAGAGCAAGUGAAGCUGUUAGGCUCAUGGUAUAGUCCAUUUGUGAAAAGAGUAGAGUGGGCUCUCAAAUUCAAAGGCAUUGAAUAUGAGUAUGUAGAAGAGGACUUGAUUAACAAGAGCUCUCUUCUUCUCACCUCCAACCCAGUUUAUAAGAAAGUCCCUGUGCUGCUUCAUAAUGGCAACCCCAUUGCGCAAACGCUUGUUAUCAUAGAGUAUAUCGAUGAGACUUGGAAGCAUAACCCUAUUUUGCCUCAAGACCCUCAUGAGAGAGCCAAGGCUCGCUUUUGGGCUGAUUUCAUUGAAGUAAAGCUGACAGACGUGGUAAGAACAGCACUGAUUACUCAAGGAGAGCAACAGGAGAAGGCAGUGAAGGAAGCAAAAGAAGCCAUGGAAGUGCUUGAAGGAGAGGCAGCCAAGCUCAAGGGGGAGAGAGUAUUCUUCGGAGGCAACAAUGGUAUAGGGUAUGUCGACAUUGUGCUAGGCUUGAUGUGUGGUUGGGUGGAAGUCAUUGAAGAAGUUGGAGGGUUCAAGUUGUUGGACCCUCAAAAGCAACCUCACAUUCACAAAUGGGUGGCCAACUUUGUGGAGUUGCCUCUCAUCAAGCCAACCUUGCUGCCUAAGGAGAAAUUGAUGAUUCACUUUCAAAUGAUUCGCCAAGCUUGUUUAGCUUUGGUUGCCAGGAAAUGAGAGAUAGGAUCUUGCUAAUUAAAUAUUAAUUUCUCUUAGUUAAAACCUUUCAUCCACUAUGUUUGGGUUUUGAUAAUAUUUAUGUAAUUUUCGAAGUUUGCUUAGUUUUUGAUCUAAUAGUAAAUGAUACGUCAUAUCUGAA